CAAUGGGUCGACGGAAAAUGAAAUCUCGGGAAAUUUCGCUUGGGCGCCCGGUCUCUCGAGCUGAACUCGUCUGGAGUCAUGCAGUAUUAUCGAUGUCACUUCAUGAUAAAAAUCCAGCUCGUUGGAUGGAUGGAGGGAGGAAAUUAUAUUACGUAAUGAAAACGUUGAAACCGGUCUGACAUUUCCAUUGAAAGUUUUCAUCCCAACUGUUGUCCACAACGAUUCAAAUUGCACUAAAAGCUCUCAAGAAAAAGAUGUGCCUCCUCCGAGAAUUGACGAAAAUCAAAUAGUAUUAUGACCGACUUUCUUGGCACAUUUCCAAGUGAUCGUGGACUUCAAGUGAAAGAUGAAUCUCGCGUGUAAUGAAGCAGUCGAUUUUCAACUAAGUAUCCGUGCCGCCCCUUCGAAAAUCCGUGUUAACCCCCGAGGGUCUCUCCACCCUCAAAAUGGGGCUGGUACCGUGCAUUGUGGUGUCCAUCCUGUACGUGCUGAUUACCAUGUUUUUGGCAGAGGUCCUCCGAAAAUUGGCCGUUGGUAUAUUUGAACCCAGGUCUUUGGUUUUGAUCGCCAUCAAGGAGUUCAUUGCCGCAGCCGAAAUGUGUGCUUGCAGUUUUGAACUGAUUAUUAUUGCGGAUAACUAUGGCAUUAUGGCAUAUGCAGCCUUUUUGUUCUUGCUCACCAUUUGGUGGUCCGACCAUUGGGAUGAUGCGAGCGCGUGUCCUUACGUACAUUUUGAGUCAUGUCUAGAAGGAACCAUGUCCGUGGUGGAAACCAUCGUUCGAACCCUGGCCGAAACGGCCGGAGGAUUGGCCGUUUUCAGGUAUGUGCAACUUCUGUGGGCUUUGGAGUUUGCUGAAACCCACGUGGGUAGGCCCCAUUCCUUGGCUUUCGAUGAAUGCUCAGCAGAUCUUCAAGUGCCAGUUCUAUACGGAGCUCUGAUUGAAGGUGUGGCUACGAUGUUGUGCCGAUUGACGAGCAAACUGUUGUCGGAUAACGAGCCUAGAUAUUCGAGUGCCAUAGACUCAUUUGUCGCAACUGCUUUGGUGAUUGCCGCCUUCGAUUAUUCUGGUGGAUAUUACAAUCCCGUGCUCGCCACCGGUCUCAAGUACGGAUGUCGAGGUCAUACUACCACCGAGUUAGUUCUGGUCUAUUGGCUUGGUUCAUCCUUAGGAGCUAUUGCUUCUAUUUAUGUGUAUCCACCUUUAAAGCGGUUUAUGGGCGGUCAACCCAAGCCAAAAGAGGCGUAAACUGCCUUGAAUUGCUCAAUCACGUUCUGACGAGCUUCCAAAUCCUAAGAAUGACGAACACCCGUCAAAGAAAGCCAAGCCUGUUAAAUAUGAAUAUGAAAUAUAAUAUAGUUAUUGCUCUAUUCUCA
Tigriopus californicus is the source of this 1375-nucleotide messenger RNA. RefSeq names its product aquaporin-11-like. The transcript has 5 exons. Bases 447 to 1247 code for a protein of 266 amino acids. The record is from RefSeq and is a predicted model, not a curated record. Lineage: Eukaryota; Metazoa; Arthropoda; Copepoda; Harpacticoida; Harpacticidae. Gene Ontology annotation, cellular component: cytoplasm. Gene Ontology annotation, molecular function: channel activity.